GCUCCAGGAGACACCUGCUGCUGACGCCUUGCAACCAUGAUGAUCCGCGUGCUCUCCCUGCUGCUGGGCGCCGCGCUGCUCUGCGGCCACGGAGCAUUCUGUCGCCGGGUGGUUAGCGGCCAAAAGGUGUGUUUUGCUGACUUGAAGCAUCCCUGCUACAAAAUGGCCUACUUUCAUGAACUGUCCAGUCGCGUGAGCUUCCAGGAGGCGCGCCUGGCUUGUGAGAGUGAAGGAGGAGUCCUCCUCAGUCUUGAGAAUGAGGCAGAACAGAAGUUAAUAGAAAGCAUGCUGCAGAACCUGACCAAACCUGGAACAGGGAUUUCUGAUGGUGAUUUCUGGAUAGGGCUUUGGAGAAAUGGAGAUGGCCAAACAUCUGGUGCCUGCCCAGAUCUCUACCAGUGGUCUGAUGGAAGCAGCUCCCAGUACCGAAACUGGUACACUGAUGAACCUUCCUGUGGAAGUGAAAAGUGUGUUGUAAUGUAUCAUCAACCCACUGCUAACCCUGGUCUUGGGGGUCCCUACCUUUACCAGUGGAAUGAUGACAGGUGCAACAUGAAGCACAAUUAUAUCUGCAAGUAUGAACCAGAGAUCAACCCAACAGCUCCUGUAGAAAAGCCUUAUAUUACAAUUCAACCAGGAGACACCCAUGAAAAUGUGGUUGUUACUGAAGCAGGCAUAAUUCCCAAUCUAAUUUAUGUUAUUAUACCAACGAUACCACUGCUUUUAUUGAUACUGGUUGCUUUUGGAACCUGCUGUUUCCAGAUGCUGCAUAAAAGUAAAGGAAGAACAAAAACCAGCCCAAACCAGUCCACAUUGUGGAUUUCAAAGAGCACCAGAAAGGAAAGUGGCAUGGAAGUAUAAUAAUUCACUGAUUUGGUUCCAGAAAUGAAAAUAGUUUUAUACUUCUGGAUCAGUAUAAGGAAUGGCAUCAGAACAUAGCUUGGAAUGGCUUGAAAUCUCCAAGGAUCUGCAAGAUGAACUGUAAGCUCCCCCUUGAGGCAAAUAUUAAAAUAAUUUUUAUGUUUAUGAUUUCAUUUACAAAAAAUGCUGUGCUAAUACUGGAGUGAGACAUGCUUAUUUUGCUAAAGGAAGCACCCAAACUUCAAGUAAAUAAGAAUGGACCAUGCAGAUGAAAUUGCUGUCAACACAUUAGGAGUCUAUGUGUUGGAAGCAUUUAUUUUUAUUUUUCACCUUUCAUAAGUUGUAAUCUAGUUAAUGUAAUGUAAAUUGUAUUGAAAUUUACAAUGUGCAGAAAUAUUUUACCUUUGCAUAUAUGUUUGAUAGAAAUGGACUCUUCUAAUAUUUAUUUUUAUGGCAUUUCAUUUUUCAAUACAUACUGUUUUGAUUAUAAAGGUAAAUCACUAUUGUCAACUGAACUCACACACAAAGAUACAUUACCAUAGAAAAACAUUGUUUUCUAGAAAUGGUUCAUCUUUUUUCAGUUUCUGUGUUUUUGGUUGGACAAUGUGUAGGAAAUCUCUUAAGAAAUAAGAAGCUAUUUCAUUAACUGUGGUGUAAAUCUCUUGAAAUAUUUGACUUAGAGGCAAGUACUGUCUAAUUUCAAUUGUGCAAGACAUGUGCCUUACAAUUGUUUUUAGUUUUUAGUUUAAAAUUAAAUAGAUUUUAUAAUAAAAUAACUUUACUAAUAGCUGUAUGAAUAGUAUUAUGGUCAAUCUUGAACAAAUGUGGCAUACACAGUAUAAAUCAUUAUGUCUUCACAUGUUGCCUACAUAGCUACAAGUAGCUGAACUACAAGGGUUCUGGAAUCAUUGUGGACCCUCCCUUGCCAACCAAGCAAAGAUGGCUGUUUGCAGGCUCAGGAUUGACAUCGGAGGCAGAUACUUGGAGAAUUUUUCUAAGGUUUCCCUAGCUGAAUUUAGCCUCUUUAGUAUAUAAGGGGGCCGUAUAGGUGAGACCAGGUGAAUGGUUUUCAUCAGUGUGGAGCUGAGCACAGCACACUCACAUUUUAGGACAAGAAAAGAACUACGAAUCACAUCAACUAAUGUCACAUGGUUGAAGGUCAUUGAUGAUUGAAUAUUCAUUGAUGAGGGUUUAUUUGUGAUGGUAAACCGUGGCUCCUUUCUGUCUAAUCUCCUAGUUUCUUCAAUUUUCUGACUUGUUCUUAAGAGAGAGUUGUAACUAUUUGGACUUCAAAUGUUCCUGUGCUCCUUUUAACCAAAUAAAAAGUUCUUGUUUCUGAAGAA
Molecule: messenger RNA, 2204 nt
Organism: Castor canadensis (American beaver)
Lineage: Eukaryota; Metazoa; Chordata; Mammalia; Rodentia; Castoridae
Gene: Chodl
Product: chondrolectin
Source: RefSeq, a predicted model, not a curated record